GCGCUACGGCACCACCGCCGCCUGGCGCGCCUGGGCCAGGUACACCAGUGGCGAUGGCAGCUCCACGAAUUCCGAUUGGAGGAUGUCCGACGCCGAGAGCGACUGGAGCAGCAUUGGCCUCUCCAUCGAUACCGCCAUGGCAGGAUACACCAGCGCACAUGAAGGUGGAUACGUUGCGCUCACCAGCGGUGCCCGCGGGAUCACCAGCAGUGGCAAG
Molecule: messenger RNA, 217 nt
Organism: Prorocentrum cordatum
Lineage: Eukaryota; Dinophyceae; Prorocentrales; Prorocentraceae
Source: the annotation of a GenBank genome assembly